This is a messenger RNA of Galendromus occidentalis (western predatory mite), 1320 nucleotides long. It is a transcript of the gene Alg3, whose product is annotated as Alg3, alpha-1,3- mannosyltransferase. NCBI's taxonomy places the organism in Eukaryota, Metazoa, Arthropoda, Arachnida, Mesostigmata, Phytoseiidae. Gene Ontology annotation, cellular component: endoplasmic reticulum. Gene Ontology annotation, molecular function: dol-P-Man:Man(5)GlcNAc(2)-PP-Dol alpha-1,3-mannosyltransferase activity. The record is from RefSeq and is a predicted model, not a curated record. The transcript has a single exon. The coding region runs from base 1 to 1245 and encodes 414 amino acids.
AUGGGGGGCCUCCGUUUGAAAAAACGGUUGCGCGUCGUUGUAUCUCACCUAAAAGAUCUCUUAUUCGACCCGGAGAAGCUCUCGAUUGUGGGUUACGUAUUGUUGUUUAUAGAACUAGUCCUGAAUAUCUUCAUCAUACACCGGGUGAACUACACGGAGAUCGACUGGCGUGCGUAUAUGCAGGAGGUCGAGGGAGUUCUCAACGGCACCACCGACUACGUUCAACUGAAAGGGGACACGGGACCGUUGGUCUACCCGGCGGGUUUUGUGUACAUCUUCAGCGCUCUGUACUUCUUCACUAACUCUGGUCGCGAUGUCCGAAUGGCUCAAUACGUGUUCGCGAUCUUCUAUUUGAUCAUGUUGCACCUCGUUUUCCACCUCUACGCCAAAACCCGAAAAACUCCGCCAUAUGUCCUGAUUCUUAUGUCGGCCUCGUCGUAUCGGAUCCACUCGAUUUUCGUGCUUCGCCUAUUCAACGAUGCUGUCGCGAUGCUGAUCCUCUACGUGGCGCUCGGGCUUUUCAUCAAGAAGCGAUGGAGCAUGGGUUGUCUCAUGUACAGUUUCGCCGUAUCGGUGAAAAUGAAUAUCCUGCUGUUCGCGCCCGCGUUGUUCUUCGUUCUCCUCAAUACCGGCGGGUACUUGCACACCUUCAAAAAUCUCACGGUCUGCGCGCUUGUCCAGCUGAUACCGGCUCUUCCGUUCCUCAUCGGCAACUACGAGUCGUAUAUCCUGCGAGCCUUCGAUCUGGGCCGUGUUUUCGAGUACGAAUGGACCGUGAAUUACCGCUGUAUCCCGGAGUGGCUCUUCCUCAGCAAAAGCUUCCACCUGGUCCUUCUUGCCCUCCACGUCGGCGUUCUGCUGGCCUUCAUCCCGCGAUUCAUGAGGUACUGCGCCAUCAAUCGCGUCCAGACCGAUAACGGCGGCUCGAUUUACCUUCUCCUGCCCGACCAGAUCUUGUUCCCGAUGUUCGUAUCGAACUUCAUCGGGAUAGUUUUUGCACGAUCUCUCCACUAUCAGUUCUACGUGUGGUACUACCAUUCGAUACCGUACAUACUGUGGUCUUUGCCGAUAACGACACUCGCGAAGCUUCUUCUUUGGGGUCUGAUAGAGAUGUCCUGGAACACUUAUCCGAGCACAGUGUAUUCGUCGUGCACGCUUCACGCGUGCCAUCUCUCCAUACUCUGCGUACUUUGGUUCUGCUGGCCGCAGAAAAGUCGUUAUGUAAUCAAGAAGAAGACGGCCUAGGACGAUUCGAAUGCACAGACGCAUCGGAGUAUUCUGAACACCGACCAAAAGUCGCAAAUCCAGCUUACUCGUCGA